UGUCUGCACUACGAAGUUCUGCAGCGAACUUUCAAAGAAUUUGUUUAUUGUAUACCAAGUGAGAUAACGUUACAAGAUGACAGCCCGACAACGUCCUUUUCAUCCACCCAAACCGAUACCAUUGGCACAAUGACGAUCCCGACUACGACGGUGUCCCUAUGCUCCGCCACCUCCAGUUGCCUUGUCUUAAGGAAGAAGGCUACGUUAAUAUGCGUUGCACAUGGUUCUUGGGCUGCCUCAAAGCGAGUUGAGGCCUCUUACCGCCUCCAGAUCACCAUUAGGUACACUCUAAACCCGGAGUUUGGAUCUACUGAGAGUUUUCUUAUCUGUCCUUCCAACGCCCCACCGCCUCUGCCUCCUUAACGACCACCUCCUUCACGGCUACCCCAUCAAUUCUAGGAACUCAUUAAAUCUAACAUAGUCUUCGUAUCGUUCUUGAAGCCGUCGUCUUGCUUCGUCUUGCCGUCGUAUUCUUCUACGUCG
Messenger RNA from Alternaria alternata, 483 nucleotides. RefSeq lists its product as hypothetical. The record is from RefSeq and is a predicted model, not a curated record. The transcript has a single exon. NCBI's taxonomy places the organism in Eukaryota, Fungi, Ascomycota, Dothideomycetes, Pleosporales, Pleosporaceae. Bases 130 to 363 code for a protein of 77 amino acids.